Messenger RNA from Prorocentrum cordatum, 363 nucleotides. The record is from the annotation of a GenBank genome assembly. Lineage: Eukaryota; Dinophyceae; Prorocentrales; Prorocentraceae.
CCACUCUGGCUCAGGCUGCUGCGCUCGGGGCCACCGCCGCUGUCCUCUGGGCCGAUGGCCAAGUCCAAGAACCACACGGGCCACAACCAGGUCUACAAGAACCACCGGAAUGGCAUCAAGAAGACGCGGCGCCCGAGGAAGAUGUCGAUGCAGGGCAUGAACUGCAAGUUCGUCCGCAACCAGGCCUACGCCAAGCGCGGCAUGAAGUGCACCGCGGAGGAGAAGGAGGAGCGCCUGGCCGCCCAGAAGGAGGCGCAGAAGAAGAUCGAGGAGAAGAAGUCCGCGGCCCGGGACCAGCGCCUCAAGGAGCUGCAGGAGGAGAAGGAGGCGGCCAUGCUGAAGGCCUCCAAGUCCAAGAAGUGA